AUGAAGGUCAAGGCCGAUCGUGAUGAGGCUUCCCCCUACGCCGCUAUGUUGGCCGCCCAGGAUGUUGCCGUUAAGUGCAAGGAGGUCGGCAUCACUGCCCUCCACAUCAAGCUCCGUGCUACCGGUGGUAACCGCUCCAAGACCCCCGGUCCCGGUGCCCAGUCUGCUCUCCGUGCCUUGGCCCGUGCUGGCAUGAAGAUCGGUCGCAUUGAGGAUGUUACCCCCACCCCCACCGAUUCUACCCGCAAAAAGGGUGGUCGUCGUGGUCGUCGUCUGUAA
Messenger RNA from Linnemannia hyalina, 279 nucleotides. NCBI's taxonomy places the organism in Eukaryota, Fungi, Mortierellomycota, Mortierellomycetes, Mortierellales, Mortierellaceae. The record is from the annotation of a GenBank genome assembly.